CUAAAAAAUAACAUAUUUCAUAGUAACCAAUCAUUUAUCCUCGAUAAAUUCAGCAAAACCAGUCUUUAUCACACUGACACUCCACGUCGACAAUGGCUGAAGCCUCCCUAGAGCUCCGCCCCUUGGGCAAAACGGGCCUUAAGGUCAGCUGCGUGGGCUUUGGCGCCUCCCCUCUCGGCAACGUUUUCGGGCUCGUCCACGAAUCCGACGCCAUCGCCGCCGUCCGCCGGGCUUUUAGCCUCGGAGUCAAUUUUUUCGACACCUCCCCGUACUAUGGGGGAACAUUAUCCGAAACAAUGUUGGGAAAAGCAUUGAAGGCUCUGGAAGUGCCUCGAUCGGAGUACAUUGUAUCAACAAAAUGCGGGCGGUAUGUAGAGGGUUUUGAUUUUAGUGCCGAAAGAGUGACGAGGAGCAUUGAUGAGAGCCUAGAAAGAUUGCAGCUCGAUUAUGUUGAUAUCUUGCAGUGUCAUGAUAUUGAGUUUGGCUCACUUGACCAGAUUGUGACUGAGACUCUCCCUGCACUUGUUAAACUGAAGGAAUCUGGAAAGGUGAAGUUCAUCGGUAUAACAGGGCUUCCACUGGAAAUUUUCAGUUACGUUCUUGAUCGUGUGACACCUGGGACAGUCGAUGUAAUUCUCUCAUAUUGCCAUUACAGUAUAAAUGAUUCCAGUUUGGAGGAUUUACUGCCUUACUUGAAGAGUAAAGGUGUCGGUAUAAUCAGUGCUUCUCCACUAGCAAUGGGUCUUCUUACGGAAAGUGGCCCUCCCCAAUGGCACCCUGCUUCCCCCGAACUAAAGGCCGCGUGUCGAGCUGCUGCUGCUCAUUGUAAAGAGAAAGUAAAGAAUAUUUCAAAAUUAGCCAUGCAAUACAGCUUAUCUAAUAAGGAUAUCUCAACAAUCUUGGUCGGGAUGAACUCGGUCAAACAGGUUGAUGAAAACAUAGAAGCUGCACUUGAACUAGUGAAAGUUGGAAAGGAUGAACAGACACUUGCAGAAAUCGAAGGCAUUCUGAAGCCCGUAAAAAAUCAGACAUGGCCUAGUGGCAUUCAGCAAGGUUGAUAAGCUAAGUUUUUCAGGACCCGUUGUUUAUGUACCAAAACACAAUAUAAAAUUUGUAUUUUUCCCAAGUUUUCAUAUGGACUUGGCCAUCUUGUUAUGGUGAUUUUAAUUCAUAAUUGCAUUUGUCUAUAAAGCCCACCAUAUGUUCAUUGAGAUCAAGAAGUUGUGUUUUAUCUUUUGGUGCUUGUAAUUUUAUAUGUCAAAGUAUAUUGUUUUGAAGUAACGUCUGUAGGUUUGGACUUUUAUCCAUACCUUUUAAUGUUUACAAAACUAUAAAACACAUUGUCA
Striga asiatica is the source of this 1346-nucleotide messenger RNA. NCBI's taxonomy places the organism in Eukaryota, Viridiplantae, Streptophyta, Magnoliopsida, Lamiales, Orobanchaceae. The record is from the annotation of a GenBank genome assembly.